UGUGCUCUCAUCAAAUACCGACUUUACAUUUCUCACUAUUUGGAGGACACCCGGACUCAAGCCAUUGCAGGUCCAUGGGUUUUCUCUCUCUAGACCUCUGCAUUCGCUAAUUCUGCGCUCCCAGCUGAUCCAAGAGAGGUAUUUCAUCUCUCUACUCUCAUAACCCAAUCCCUUUCUCUCUCUAAAAGCCAUGUCCAUUUGCUCUUCUUUCCGUGUUUUCUCCCCCAAUAUCACCCCAACUCUCUACACCCGAAAAACCCUUUCUCUCUCUAUUCAAUUCAUAUCAAAACCAUUAACCCCCUCGUCUUUAAACUCCAAUUCAUGCGUUUUCCCUUUGAUUUCUCUUAGAAAAGAACCCAAAUCAAGGCAUUUUUCAGUUUCACUUUCCCCCAUUUCCAUGCAAGCUGUAGAGGAGCUCCCACCCAAGCUCAAAAACACUGUAGAACUCUUCCAAUCUGUUCAAGAUCCAAGAACCAAAUAUGAACAGUUGCUCUACUAUGGUAGGAAAUUGAACCCACUUGGAAAUGAAUUCAAAACCAGGGAAAACAAGGUAGAAGGGUGUGUUUCUCAAGUAUGGGUCAGAGCUUACCUUGAUGAUAGUAAGAAUGUUUGGUUCGAAGCUGAUUCUGAUGCAGUUUUGACAAAGGGGCUUGCUGCUCUUUUAGUUGAGGGGCUUUCAGGGAACUCACCUCCUGAAAUUGUGAAAAUUUCACCUGAUUUUAUUCACAUUAUGGGUCUUAACCAGAGCUUAUCACCAUCAAGAAAUAAUGGGUUUCUCAAUAUGUUCAAAUUGAUGCAAAGGAAAGCUCUGCAACUUUAUAUUGAAUCAGAGAAAAGUGAGGACCAAAAGGAGUUGAGGAGCUUAGGGAGUAAUGGGUCUUCGGUGGAAGCCCAACAGAUUGAAGUUUCAGAGAAGCCUAGUGAAAGUGCUGAUGUGAAGAGCCAUGAAAACGAAAUGGGUUUUACCGUUUUAUCAGAAAGAGGAGAGAGAAUAAUAGAGAAGUUAGAGAGAGAAUUGGUGCCUAUUGAAUUGGAGGUGGAAGAUGUCUCUUAUCAACAUGCUGGUCAUAUGGGUGCAAAGGGAGAGGGUGGGGAAACCCAUUUUAAUUUGAGAAUUGUGUCUGAUAAGUUUGAGGGUAAGAGCUUGAUCAAGCGCCAUAGGCUUGUUUAUGAUUUAUUGAAAGAGGAGUUAGACAGUGGGUUACAUGCUCUUUCCAUUGUGGCAAAGACUCCUUCUGAAAACUAAGUUGAAAUGAACUGUGGCUCUCAUUAAAGAGAAUAAAGAGGUGCCAUACUGCAUUGGACCUCUCCUAUUAUCAUGAUUCUCCAGGAAAUCACAGUAAUGACUGGGGUUCGAUUUCAAAAUAUGAUGGUAAAAAUGAUAAUUUAUAUUGCAAUCUUGGCGAAUGUAAUUCAAGUUUGCAAAUGAAGGGUCUUCGUCCCUUGAUUUAAGUCAUCUUUCAGAAGGGUCAUACAUGAAAUGCGUGAAUUUUAUCUUAUACUUGCAUAUGGCUAGUAUGAUUGUAAUGAUCUGUUGAUAUUACGAUCAGUUGGGACAUAUGGAGAUGAACCAAAUACAUAUGGGUGUGUGGAAACUAUUUAACCAUGUGUGGCAUCAUUCUGCUAGAUAGGAUGCAUUCCAUUUGUUCACAUAUAAACCUGAUGCAUGUAAGCAGUUGUAGGUACAAUAUCGGCGAAGUUACCUUGAAUGAAUUCAAAAUGUUUGUUGAGCUUUCACAUAUAGCUGUUGGCCGCACCCCAUUUCGCAUCAUAAUAUCUCCAAAUCAUCAUAUUGGAGGCUGGUUCUGGUUUUGAUUUUAAACAUGUUGAUGAUAGAAUCAUUCCUCGUUUGCAAUAUUGGUCAAUAUAAUUGUCUUUUUUCUUCCCAUUACAAUGGAGCCCUGGAGUCAAUAUGAAUAAGUUUGCCAAAAAACGCUGUGUUUUAUCCAUUGAUUACUUUUAGUCAUAUGCUGAGUUGUCUGUGGAUGUGGACUGUGUUUCAUGUUUAUAAUUGUAAAACAACUUGGGUAAUCACAGGAAUUAGGUUUUAUUUCCCAUGUUGGUUAUGCUAAAGCAGUCCUUUCUUUUGCAAUCUUGGCUGAUUUGAUUCAACUGACAGAAACUUGAGGCACAUAACUCCGUUCUUAACUGGGAUUAUUG
Molecule: messenger RNA, 2160 nt
Organism: Amborella trichopoda
Lineage: Eukaryota; Viridiplantae; Streptophyta; Magnoliopsida; Amborellales; Amborellaceae
Gene: CPSUFE
Product: chloroplast sulfur E
Biological process (GO): iron-sulfur cluster assembly
Cellular component (GO): chloroplast
Source: RefSeq, a predicted model, not a curated record